This is a messenger RNA of Rana temporaria (common frog), 2019 nucleotides long. RefSeq names its product fibrinogen-like protein 1. Lineage: Eukaryota; Metazoa; Chordata; Amphibia; Anura; Ranidae. The record is from RefSeq and is a predicted model, not a curated record. Bases 174 to 1187 code for a protein of 337 amino acids. The transcript has 8 exons.
CUGUUAUUUAACUCACAUAAUAGAAAACAUCUGGAUACAUACUGAUGCAAUCUGGUCAUUCCAACAUAGAACAUAUGUGGCCAGCACUGCUGUAUUCUAUUUCUUUAAACCCCAAUCUUACAACGGAUGUAAGGUUUAGGAAGUAGGAACACACAGCAUAGGCUGACAACGCAAUGACAUUGCUAUCCAUGCUGCCUUUGAUGUUAGCUCUGUCUUUUCCACAUUUCGCUCAAUCCGCUCCAAGACUUUCGGACCUAGAAAUCUGUCAAAUAGACAAUGCUAAACUGCGGCAUCGGAUUCAGAUUUUGGAAAACAUGCUGGAGCUGGGGAAACUGCAGCUGAAGGACCUCAGAGAAAACAAUUAUCACUCAAUCAAAAGCAAAGUGUAUAAAAACAGCCUGACCAAAAGCCUAAUGGAGGAUGUCCAGCUGCCCUCUACCUCUGGGAACCUUAUUGUUUAUGAUAAAGACUGCUCAGCCGUAUUUGAGAGUGGGAGAAAGGAAAGCGGCUAUUAUCGCAUACAACCCAAGCCACUCACUGAACCAAUCACUGUUUUCUGUGACACGUCAGAUGGAGGAGGAUGGACUGUUAUUCAACGUCGCAGCAAUGGCAAAGUCAGUUUUAACAGGAAAUGGCAAGAGUAUAAAGAAGGAUUCGGCCUCUUUAAGCACAGGAACGAUGAAUACUGGUUGGGAAAUGAUCAUAUUUAUCAUUUGCUGGAAUCAAGGGAGAUGACCCUACAGAUUGAUCUCAUGGACUGGCAGGGGAAAACCAGGCACGCCAUCUAUGACAGCUUCAGAAUUACAAAUGAAGAGGAUAAUUACAAGCUCUGGUUGGGAUAUUAUUCUGGGAAUGCAGGGGAUGCCCUAGCCGGUGGGAAUAAUUUUGAUCACCAAUGGUCUGCCUCACUCAGAGGAAUGCCCUUCAGCACUCCAGACAAGGAUAAUGACCGCUUCAUCAAAGGCAGCUGUGCCAAAGAAAACAAAUGUGGCUGGUGGUUCAACAGGUGCCAUGUGGCCAAUUUAAAUGGCGUGUAUUAUAAAAAAGGAAACUAUACUGGAACAUAUGACAACGGCAUUGUAUGGUCCACCUGGCAUGGCUUAUGGUAUUCUUUAAAGUUUACAGCUAUGAAGAUAAGGACUCCAUCGUUCCUCAAUGCUGGGAGUGGGGAUGGACUUAAUGGUUAAGAACUUGGUCUUCUGGAUGGCAUUAACCUAUGAAUGAGGCCAGAGCAAGGAGACAGAAAUUACCGACAAAUAAGAGGAAUAACUUUAAAUACUUUGACCCCAAAAUAAAUCCAUACCGGCUUGGAUCGUCAGCUUACAUGGAACUUUGCAAACUUUAUUUGGUAGAGUUCUUAAAUCCUAAAGCUGAAACUUAGUUAUUUUUUUUAUCAGCACUGGGUACAGUACUUCCAUAAAUAAUUAGUGUCCUGUAUGCUGGUGGCUGCUCUGUUCCUUAGGCACCAUUCACACCAGAUGUUAUUCUGUGUGCCCAAUCACACCACUAUGUUGCGGUGGUGUGCAGGCACAGUACGCUGAAAAAAGAAGAGCGCAUGCACUAUUUUUUUUCAGCUCACUGCAGCGCCAAUUGAACUUUAUGAAAUGUCUGUGUGACAUUUCAUAAAGUUUCUAUGUGCAGUGCCAGGUAGAAACCAUUUUGCUGAAAACAGAUCAGUUCAAGAUGAAUUCUGAGUGGUUGAUGUGAAUUACUGAACGUAAGAAUUAGCGCAUUUGGAUUAAGAACUUUGUAAUGAAUAAGGUCAUACAUGUUUUAUAUCAAACUGGCCAAACAGACAGAUGUUUAGUCAACAUAUAAUCAGCAACGUUAUUUUAUUUAGAUUCAUAUUAGCCCAGCUAUAUAUUCAUUUUUGUACAGUACAUUAGGGUUAGUGGCAUAGGUGCGCACAGCCUAUUGCGUUAGGGUGUGUACCCCAAAGCAAUAGGGCAAUGGACAGUGUCGGAAGAGCAGUGGACAAUGUCAAAAGGGCAGAGACUGGUGUCAGUUUAUUUUUUAUUU